This is a messenger RNA of Gymnodraco acuticeps, 1729 nucleotides long. RefSeq names its product serine hydrolase-like protein. The transcript is spliced from 12 exons. NCBI's taxonomy places the organism in Eukaryota, Metazoa, Chordata, Actinopteri, Perciformes, Bathydraconidae. The record is from RefSeq and is a predicted model, not a curated record. Bases 199 to 1185 code for a protein of 328 amino acids.
ACGAAGCCGACUCCGAGCUGUCCGACUUCAGGCGAGCUUUUUGAGACAUCCCCCGGCUGCGAUCGGCUAUUCUCGUCUACUUUCGAGGCGAGCCGCAACGCGUCUCAAACAAGCCUACUGCUUCUGGAAUAGGAAGUCCAGGGUUGAAGGUCCGUUCGAAGCUUCAGUGUCAAACUGCCAUCACUAGUAUUUACCGACAUGUUGCAGGCCUUAAAAGGCGUAAGACACCUCCAUACCAGUGCAAUGAAACAAGCAGUUUCAGAGCUCUGUGUACCGGUGCCAUGGGGGGAGAUCAGAGGGAAAGUUUGGGGUCCUGAUCAUGGCCGUCCUGUGCUCUGCCUGCACGGCUGGGCUGACAACUGUGGCACAUUCAACACCCUCAUUCCCCAUUUACCCAAAGAGUGCAGGUACGUGGCGGUGGAGCUGGCGGGUCACGGCCGGUCGUCACAUCGUCCUGCUGGAGUUUCCUACUCUUUCCCCACCUAUGUGAUGGAUGUACGCAGAGUCGUUGACGCUCUGCAGUGGAGCAAGUUCUCCAUCAUAGGACACAGUAUGGGUGGUAACAUCGCUGGAAUGUUCAGUGCACUCUAUCCAGAGAUGGUGGAUGCUGUCGUACUGCUGGACUCGUAUGGAUUCUUUCCUACAGAUCUGAAAGAGGUCUUUGAAGCGAUGAGGCAGGGGAUGGAUCAGAUGGUUGAGUUUGAAAAAAAAACAGAGGAGAAGAAGACAAGAGUUUACACUUAUGAAAACGCGGUAGAGAGGUUGCAGGCUGCAAACCCCACACUGUCUGAAAAGUCUGCACACAUCCUCUUAGAGCGAGGUCUCGUUCAAGUGGAAGGAGGUGUGGUGUUUACUCGAGACUUUCGUAUUAAUCUGAAAAAUAUGGUGCGCAUGACUGCAGAGCAGAGUCUAGAAUUGCAGUCGAUGAUUAAAGCCCCGGUUCUAGUUGUUCUAGCAGAGGACGGCUUUGAGAAAUUAUUUGUUGAACCAGAUAAAAGGACAUUUAUAUCAGCAAUGCUUCAGGCCUAUAGGGACAGAAAUCACACUGUGGUGAAGGUACCAGGCGAUCAUCACAUCCAUCUGAACGACCCGGCAGUCGUUGCUCCUCUCGUGUCUGACUUCCUGCGGACCAAAGUGUUGUCAGAGCCAGCUACACUAAAAGAGGAACAGACCUCAAAGUUAUAGUUAAAAUAUUUAUAAAAAUAACAUUAGUUGUGCCUUAAAUACUUUUACUGAAAGGAGUGUUGGGUGAGAUGAAGAGACUGAUUAAAAAAAAACAGCCAAAUUAGGUUUUUGGCGCAGCUUAGAUAUUAUAUGUGAUGCUGUCCUUUGUGUCAAUGUCAAGAUUUCAAGUGUGUGAGACUUCUGUGAAAAUGUACAGAAACACUUAAAAACACAUUUGUCUGAUAAUGGUAUGGAACAUAAAGAGAGAUAAUCUUAAAAGAGGACUCCAAAUAUAAAGCGUAUUCAUCCUUAAACUCUCUUUGAUUCAAAACAAUAACAAAAAUCAAUGCAUGAUUAGCUUAUUAGAGGAUGUCCCUUAUAUGAUAGAAGGCAUUAUUUUAUGCUUUGAAGGCCAUGGGAUUCAAAUUUGUGUUUUUUUAUCGGUUUUAAAUAUUCAAAUCAAAUCAAGUUAUAUAGCACAUUUAUAAACGAUUUUUGGUCGAGCCAAAGUGCUGUACAUAUAAUAAAAAUAGCCUACAGUAGAGACACUUUACAGCAAAUACAA